This is a messenger RNA of Parathielavia appendiculata, 859 nucleotides long. RefSeq lists its product as uncharacterized. The record is from RefSeq and is a predicted model, not a curated record. The transcript is spliced from 2 exons. The coding region runs from base 147 to 488 and encodes 113 amino acids. Lineage: Eukaryota; Fungi; Ascomycota; Sordariomycetes; Sordariales; Chaetomiaceae.
CUCAAGAUCAGGGCCAGUUCCGCGUUCCCAUCGUUCAGGUUACCACCUGCAAGAUAAGUUCAGCAGUUACCAAAGACUCGAAGUUUUUUUAUCCCGUUUACCUUGCCUAAAGAGAAGUAAACAAAGCACAAUUCCAUACUAUCACAAUGCUCGCCUCCCUAUCCUUCAGUAUCCUCGGCGCUGCCGCGGUCGCCCUCGCCGUCCUCGCCACCCCAGCCUCGGCCGCUACCUACGCCGGCGUCGUCGAUAUGCGGCAGGCCUGCGUGUGGCGAUACGGCGAUGGGUGUUACAACGUCAACGUAAGGCAGCACGAUCUGCCUACGACCGGUAUUGCAUUCACCCUGUCCUGCCUAACUACUACCCCAUCAACGUCGAUGCCUACUGUGCCCGACGGUACGGUAAUAACGCCUACGCGGAUCCGCAGGGCGUCGGCAUGUAUGACUGGGGAUGCUUCUAGCCGUGAAGCGGAUGAUGCGUUGCUCGAUUAAGCAUGGCUGGGAGUACUCGGUUGUUGAUCCGCAACAAAAACGCGGAAACUUCUUAUAUCACCAGCUAUAUCGCAGAGGGCGUCAGGUCAAUGAUGGGCAGCUGUCUCUUGCUGGUAUUAGUGUGGUACAGCUAUGUCCCGCCGGUCCAAUCCGCAUCCCGGAAACUAUAUCAUCAGCAACUCCAUGACGCCUGUUCACCUCCCUACCGUCCCUUGGUAUCCAUGCUCCAUUCUCGUAUAAUACAUGACGACACACCAAGGAAAAAUGACAGUGACGGUGAGUAUAACUAUAUCACACACACCCGCUCCAUGUCAGCAUGGGGAUUGUUUCUCAUCAACAAGGGCUUAAAAGCCCAUCACCGCUUCGGGGGG